AUGCCACCAAAGAGAAUUGCAGUGAUUGGUGCUGGGGUCAGCGGAUUGGGUGCCAUUAAGAUCUGUCUGGAGGAAGGACUGGAGCCCACCUGUUUUGAAGGAAGCCACGACAUUGGAGGACUGUGGCGCUACGAGGAGAAGGCUAAGAGUUGCAGGCCGAGUGUCUAUGAAUCUGCCACUAGCAACACUUCAAAGGAGAUGACAGCCUACAGUGAUUACCCGUUUCCCGAUCACUUCCCCAACUACUUGCACAAUUCUAGAAUCAUGGAGUACCUCAGGAUGUAUGUACAACAUUUUCACCUACUGAAGCACAUCCAGUUUCUGUCAAAGGUGUGCAGCGUGAGGAAGCGCUCCGACUUCUCUUGCACAGGACAGUGGGAUGUCAUAGUUGAGACUGCAGGAAAGCAGAAAUCCUAUGUCUUUGAUGGGAUUAUGGUGUGCAGUGGCCUUUACAGCGACCCCAUCUUGCCACUCCAGAACUUUCCAGGAAUCAAGAGGUUCAAAGGUCAAUAUAUUCACAGCUGGGAAUACAAGAAUCCAGAGAAAUUUCGGGGGAAGAAAAUCAUUGUGGUCGGCAUUGGAAAUUCUGGAACUGAUUUGGCAAUUGAGCUCAGUCACGUAACUUCACAGGUGUUUCUCAGCACAAGGCGGGGUGCGUGGAUUUGGAACCGGGUCUGGGAUAACGGAAUGCCUGCAGACACUGUUCUCUUCACUCGUUUUAAUGCUAUCCUCACCAGAUUUUACCCUACAUUCUUAAUCAACAGAUGGUCAGAGAAUAAAUUAAAUGCUCGAUUUAACCAUGAUGUUUAUGGUUUGCUACCUCAACACAGAUUUCUGAGCCAUCAGGCUACUUUCAGUGAUGAUCUACCCAAUCACAUAAUAUCUGGAAGAAUUCAGAUAAAACCCAAUGUGAGAGAGUUCACGGAGACAUCUGCCAUCUUUGAAGAUGGCACAGAAGAGGACCUCGAUGUUAUCAUUUUUGCCACAGGAUAUACUACUUUCUCUUUCCCCUUUUUGGAAAAUAAUUCAACAGUUCUGGACAGCCACCGCUCCAUGUUUAAAUUUGUCUUUCCUCCUCAACUAGAGAAACCAUCCCUAGCUUUCAUCGGCAUCCUCCAGCCAGUGGGAGCCACCAUGCCCACAUCAGAGCUCCAGAGUCGAUGGGCUGUCCGUGUAUUCAAGGGAUUGAACAAAUUACCUUCGGUGAGUGACAUGAUGGAUGACAUAAGAAAGAAGAGAGAAAAAAUUGAAAAAGAAUUCCUGAAUAAUCCUCGUGACACAUGCAGAGUGCAGUACGUGGAUUACAUGGAUGAAAUUGCCUCUGAGAUAGGAGUGAAACCCAACGGGCUCUCGCUCUUCCUGUGGGAUCCUAAACUGGCUAAGGAAAUUUUCUUUGGACCAUGCACGCCUUACCAGUACCGCCUGCAGGGGCCAGGGAAGUGGGCUGGGGCCCGGAGAACCAUCCUGACCCAGAGAGAGCGGAUCAUCAAGCCACUGAGGACUCGUACCCUCAGCCAUGACCAGCCCCCAUACUCUGUGUCAUUUUGGCUUAAAAGUAUCUGUGCUGUUCUUCUCUUUGUUCUCACUUUAAUCAUUAUUAAAGGAUAA
Molecule: messenger RNA, 1608 nt
Organism: Nyctereutes procyonoides (raccoon dog)
Lineage: Eukaryota; Metazoa; Chordata; Mammalia; Carnivora; Canidae
Product: flavin-containing monooxygenase 5-like
Exons: 8
Coding region: 1-1608 (535 amino acids)
Molecular function (GO): flavin adenine dinucleotide binding; NADP binding; N,N-dimethylaniline monooxygenase activity
Source: RefSeq, a predicted model, not a curated record